This is a messenger RNA of Labrus bergylta (ballan wrasse), 536 nucleotides long. Lineage: Eukaryota; Metazoa; Chordata; Actinopteri; Labriformes; Labridae. The record is from RefSeq and is a predicted model, not a curated record.
ACUGUGACACACGGCGCUCUGCAGCUCGCCAUGAUGCAGAUAUCUGACUCCUACAACCAGAAGAACUCUCUCUUCAACGCCAUGAACCGCUUCAUCGGCGCCGUCAACAACAUGGACCACACGGUGAUGGUGCCCAGCCUGCUGCGGGACGUCCCAUUGGACGACGCAGAGGACGCGAAGGCGCCGGUGACCGCCUCAAACAGCCUCGCCACAAACAGCCCCGCCUACCUCCAACAGGAAGGAGACAUGUACGGCUCGUACGUGCUGCUCAAGUCCAUCCGCAACGACAUCGAGUGGGGCGUCCUGCAGGGCGAGGAGCGGCGGAAGGAGAAGGUGGGCGUGGCCGAGGGGGCGCAGGAGGACGACCUGGAGAAACAGUUUCACUUCCACCUGAGCGGACUCCACGCCGUUCUGUUGAAACUGACGCGUAAAGCCGACACGCUCACCACCCGUUACAAGGAGGAGAUCGGCUGCAGGAACUGACCCAGAACCUGCAGAGGUCUCGAACCCGCAGACGCACGCCUGUGGGACCCAGA